UCCUCGUUUGGUAAGUCGGGUGCAACGCAUAUUCCGAUAAGGGUGGCAGCCAUUUUGGCCACACUUCACAGCUCUCUCACCACACCUUGAAAUUAUACUUUCGCCUGUGAGAAAAUUAAUCAACAAACCAUGUGUGCACCGUAAUUUUAGCGGACUAACCCAUUUCCUGAAUACCUGAUAAGCAGCAGCCAUUUUGGCACCACUUCACACACCUCGAUCACCACACCUUCACCUAUGGGGAUAUUAAUUUGUGCUGGCAUAACACAUUUUCUAGAAAAGCAAUCUAAUUUUUGUGGAAGACGCAACCCAUGUAAAGUGAAUACAUAAUUGUUUAUCAAUGGCAUCCUCAACAUCGCACAAAAUUCUUGAAACUACAAUCAAGAACAACUACGAGGCUCUCAAAGAUGCGUUGGAUGUGAGUGGAAGUUUUCUAGAUCAUCUCGAAGUGAAUAAGAUUAUCACCGAAGAAAAGGUGGCGAAUUUGGGAAAGAUCGACGGAAGCAAGCUAAAGGCAGACAAAUUGCUUCGAAUUCUUCGUGAUUCACGGACCGAUGAUGACAUUCCUGUAAUUAUGACCGCUCUAGAGAUCAGCUGCAACAGUAGAGUUCUUCAAAUAUUUAAGCAGCACGUGGCAGGCGGACCCCAAAGUCAGCAUGAAGACCCAAGAAACCGUAAACGCAGCUUUAGUGGACACGAUCUAGAAGAUGCCAGGAAAAAAGCAAGAUACAAAGCUAAUAACCAAGCUGAAAUAGUUCAACAGCCGAAAAUUAAAGACGAAAUUCAGUUCUUACCAGUUCCAAAACCUGAUAAAGAUUUCACAGGUAGGACUGAAUUUAUGAGUCAAAUAAUCCAAUCCCUCACGUCAUGGAGCACAGAAAACUCAAGUCAUCAGAUCGGCUUCCCUUUUGUCGACAUACACGGUCUCGGGGGUCAUGGAAAAACACAAACUGUACAGAAAAUCGCACUAAUAUGUGCAGAACAAAAAUUAUUUUCUGGCGUGAUCUGGAUAGAUGCCGAACAACAAUCUGGAAUAAUCGAUAAAAUCACAAGAGAAUUAAAAAACCAAGGAAUUAAAGACGAAAAGACAGAAAAUGACGGGAUAUUACUUGCCAAUAAACUUUACGAGUUACUAAUUUCAAAAAAUCCACACAAAUUCCUAGUCAUAUUUGACAAUGUCGAGUCAUUUGAAGAAAUCAAGAAAUACUUACCACUUAACAAAGAUUUGAAUAAUGUUGCCGUCUUACUAACAUCGGUGGAGAAAAUUAUAAUUCAAGAUGAAAUGGGUGAAGUUAAGACGUUCAGGGUGGACAUUUUGGAAGAAGCUGAAGCUGAGGAACUGUUUCGUAAAAUAUUACAAGAUAAAGUUGAUUGCGAGCUAGAUGAGUUUUCUCAGCUUGUCUCAGAGUCUGGAAGAAUACCAGUAAUUAUCCGUGUCAUGGCAGGAACCAUCGCCAGCGUUUGUAACCAUAGAGGCUCUGCCUACAAGAUAACCCAGUAUCUGCAAGAAAUGAAGGAUAAAUCAAGUCUUCAUCUUAGAUAUCCAAAUGACCCCAAUACCAAAGAUGAUCUCAACUUGCAAUACAAGAAAAGCUUGUACGUUUGUGUCAAGAUUUCCCUGGAAAAAUUACAAAAAUCCAACCACGAGUAUGCUACCCUUGCAAUGCAUUUUAUUGAAAGAUGUGCCUAUUUCUCUCAUGAGUGUGAUCUUGACUAUUUCCUGGAUCAUGUCACCACUAUCAAACAAGAUAUAAAAGAGAUAUCAAGGAAAGCAUUGGUGCGUCUUGAACCACAAGAAAUGCUAGAAAAUGCCAGUCAUCUUCUUUCAUCAUUAUCUUUGGUCAACGUCCGACCUUACGAAUUUCGCUUUUCAAACUAUAAAAUUAAAGUAGAAAUACAUCGCCUCAUUCACAGCACAUUGAGGUUAAUACAGGAGGACGAGAAACGAGACCACGCCAUAAUUAAGGAACUCAUCGUCUGUGAGGAUUUUCCAAACCAUAAGUUUAGCACAGACGUGAAUCUGAGGGGAUACAACUUCCUGAGAGACAAGUUUUUUGACUCUACUCCCAUCGCAAUUCUUUGGUCCCAUGCAGCAAACCAUGCAGACCUGGUCAGGAAGCAUUUCAUGGAUAAAGGAUCGUUGCCAGUUAUGAUUUCCCGCGGUCUUUUUAGCCAAGUCAAACAAAUAGUUAAAUUACUAGGAGGAAAAAGCGCAGCCAAGGAAAUAAUACAGAAAGGGGUAGUCGGUCGAAAUGGAUUGCAAUUUGCCUUACAAAUGGAUUUUAAUGGACUUGGACGUGGUUUUGUACGACUACUAAAAGACAACCGAGGUGAUAUUGCCAAACCACUCUUGACCGACGUGAUAACAGAGAAUUUAGGUUUUUGCGUAGAAUGGACAAACGUUAAUGUGGUAACCUUCUUGGAGAAGGAGUUCGCAUUAGACGAGGAUUUUUUCACAAAUGUGAUUUACCGAGGUCAUUCUUUACUUUGGCUAGCUAUAUUUAACGCGAAAUUGGACAUUGCGAACUAUUUAUUGGACAAGAAUGCAAAUCCAUGUAUCAAACACACAGGUGGGGUAACUGCCUUACACAUUUGGGCAAGUAGGCUUUAUGAUGGGGAAACGGAACCGGCGAAUAUCCUGGCAACCCGAAUUGUGUCAAAAUGUCUAGAAUUAAUAUACCAAAAGGAUCACUUUGGAAAAAUGCCGUUUAUGACAGCGGCUGAGCAUGGAAAUCUGAAUGGUCUCGAUUUUCUACUGAGCAAUAUGGAAGACCCAAAUUCUCACAUUAAUUGUCCCGAUAAGCAUGGAAAUACUGCUCUGAUACUUGCCAUUAAAAAUAGGGGACCAAGUUCUUAUGGGGGACCAAUUUCGGAAGUCAUCCAGGUUUUGGUAAAGCACGGAGCAGACAUUCAUUACAUAAAUCCUAACACUUUAGAGAAUGCGUGGCAUUAUGCAAUUAGUUGGAGCAAUUUAGAAAAACCCGAAUUAUUAUUCUCUCUACUCAAAAUCUUACUAGCAUAUGAGGUUUCAUCAGAUUUAUUAGAUAAGAAGGGCCGUACAUUCUUUCAUUCGAUUCUGAUCAGCAAUGGUCUCCUCAAGCUGAAACCCUAUAUUACCGAGUUCUUGGAGUUCUUCGUUUCAAAUAAUUUGGAAAAAACUAUUUUAUUGCAAAAACGGAGAUGGUCUAACGGUUUUGGAACUUGCUGAGAAACUCAAAAUGAGUACAAGUAGUAAUGAUAAAAGUUAUUAUGACUCCAUGUCUUUGAAUGAGGAAUUCUUUGCGGCUAAUAGUAAUAUUUUAUUGGACGCUGGGACACGCUCAGAUGGGAAAAGUUCCACCGCUGAAUCCGUUAAGAUGCACGAAUGGGACGUUACAAACACUGAUAAAUCUGCAACAUUUUUUAGUGAAAAAAUGCGAAGGUUGCAAAUGGAGAUGUACGUGCUAGAUGUAAUUAUUGAUUUCACUAAGAAAUUAAAAUAAAAUAAGAGAAACAAUAAGAUUUAUGUACUGAUAGCGUCUUCAAAAAAAUAAUACUUAAUUUAUGUAAUUUACCUCUUUGCGAAUCAUUUGGCAAUUAUUUUAGUUCGUUAUGGCAACAAGUUUUACAUGCACUCUAACUAUUUUGCAUGUCUUGUCAUCGUCAUCAUGGAUGUUAAUUUGUUUGUCCACUUAGAUAUGUCCAGGCGCGCGUUUGAAUUGAUUGAUUGAUUGAUUAAUUAAGCUUUAUUCAAGUGUCUACCAAGUUCACAGUAACAAACCAUGCUCUUCCACAAGUGACACAUAAAAUAUAAACAAAUAUGUAACUAACUAAAACAUUCAAAAUCUACUAUACAUUUCUUAUCCAUUCGCCAUAUCAAACCAUAAAAAUUGUAUGUAAAAUCAACACAGGAAUCCAAAUUGUAACCUUAAAAACGAUUAAUUAUGAAGGGAAACAUAUCUAACCUAUUCCAUAAUCUUCAAAUGUGUUCAUAAAUAAGUCAUAUUUUUUUCUAAAAAGCUUAAUUGUAGAGUACAUUUCAUCAUACUGGUUUCGUAAAGGAAUCAACCUUCUUACUAGUUUAAGGUAUUUGUUCGGUUUAGCAGUUUUUGGUUUACAUUCAAAAUCAGGAAUACAAUUAGGACACGCCCAGAUUUUAGAGAGAAAACAGUUAAAAAACGACUGGGCCGACAUGGACAAAUUGCACCUGUUUUUGUGGAAAUAAUUAAAACAAUAAACACAUUGAAGCAA
This is a messenger RNA of Folsomia candida, 4227 nucleotides long. RefSeq lists its product as uncharacterized. Lineage: Eukaryota; Metazoa; Arthropoda; Collembola; Entomobryomorpha; Isotomidae. The record is from RefSeq and is a predicted model, not a curated record. The transcript is spliced from 8 exons. The coding region runs from base 338 to 3205 and encodes 955 amino acids. Gene Ontology annotation, molecular function: protein binding; ADP binding.